CUCUUUCACUCUCUCUAAAAGGAACCCAUGUUCCUGGUUUCUCUCUCUCUACAACGUUAAAAGCCAUUGCUUUUAUUCACAGGUUGAGAUUUUCUCCUCUCUCUCUUUAUUGGGUGUGUGACAGUGAAGUCUAGCAGAGCUGAAACAAACAGAGCAAGAGGGGGUUUCAACUUUGAACAGAGCCACCCAAUUUCAAUAGUAAAAAGCUUGAAUGGAGAGGGCAGAGUACCAAAAGUAGACACAGAAUCUGAAUUGGGUAUCUUUCUCUUAACCCCUUUUAGUUGUUGGGUCUCUCUCUCUCUCUCUCAAUUCCAGAGCUGGGUCUUACUGCUACUCUGACUAGGGUUUUUGAAUGAGGGGUAGUAUUUAUUACUCUGAAAUCAAUGUUCUUUGUUUUUAAUUGACUGCCUCACCAGACUUUUUACCAGCUCCUUGUUUGAACUGUCUUUUUUAGUUUCUGUCUCGGGAGGGCUUCCCUUUAUGAAUCUUGGUACACUGCAACUACAAAGUUUCAGUCUUCCACUUUGGAAAUGGUAGCUUCUGCUAAGUUGGUGUGAUAUUUCGUACUCUUUCUACUGCUACAUGGCUCUCCUUUCACUGUUUUGGGGUUCUUCUGCUCAUUAAUUAAAGGGGACAGCUUCAACACUAAAAGUACAUCAUUUCUUUACUUGCUGAAAUUUCUUCUGAGGUAAAUUUCUGAGAUACCCUGCUUGGAAUUUCUUCAGUUUUCCAGUUUAAAUUCCAGACUUUGGGUAAUUGGGGUUGAAUUUGGUUGUAAAGUGUCUAUCUUUGGGGUAUACUAGUAUAAGUUGUACGUUAUCUGAGUUGAAUUCUACUUUGCUCUAGGUUUUUGAUCCCUAUUUGACCUUAUUGAGCCACUAGGGUGUUAAUAGGGGGUGUUCUAGUUUUUGGUGUUGUUGAGGGGAAGAGAUGGAUAUGAGUGAGAAAGAUAAAUUUGAAUUGGAGAAUAGGAAUGAGGAGCCUAUGAAUUAUUCACCUUCUAUGACCUAUGGGUUUGGUGGCUCCAAUCUCACAAAUGCAUCUAUGGGUUUGGUUCCUGCUGGGAAUUCUAUGGCAGAUAGUAAAGAGGAUCUGAUUGGUUCUUCUUCACAACCCUCUGCUUCAAUGGUGGAGUCAUUUAGCCAAGCGCUUUGGGACCACCCAACCAAUGCACAAAACAUGGGUUUUUGUGACAUUAAUGGUCAGACCAGUGCAAGCACUUCAAACACAAUGGGAAUUAGAAAAGGGAUUCCUGCCUCUUUGAGAAGUGGGAUUGAUAGACCACUUGAUAUGUGUUGGAACCCACCAAAUUCGAUGUUGAAAGGGGGAAUUUUCUUACCAAAUGGGCCGGCAGGGAUGCUACCGCAGAGCUUGUCUCAGUUUCCAGCUGAUUCUGGGUUCAUUGAGCGUGCUGCUAGGUUCUCGUGCUUCAAUGGUGGGAAUUUUAGUGAUAUGAUGAACCCUUUUGUUGUUCCUGAAUCGAUGAGUCUUUAUUCUAAGGGUGGGGGAAUGAUGCAAUGGGCUGUGGCAGGCCAGGGGCCUAAAGCAAUGUCCAGCAAUGAGCUCAAUCAAGUAGGUGAUGCUUCGAACGAGGUUUCUUUGCCUAUUGAUCAUGGGGCAACUGAUGGGAGCCCACUUAAGAAUGAGAAGAAAAGUGAGAGUCUUGUGAAGUCUCAUGAUGAAGCAAAAAAUGCAAUGGAUGGGUCUGGUAACGAGUCUGAUGAAGCCGAUUUCAGUGGUGGUGCGGAGGAGCCGUCUAUGAUGGAGGGUACAGGGGUAGGACCUUCUUCUAAGGGCUCUAAGAAAAGGAAAAGGAGUGGACAGGCUAAUGAACUUGAUCAAACCAAAAUAGCUGCACAUCAAUCCGUUGAAUCAACAAAGGAUGAUACUGAAAUGGUACAGAAGGGAGCUUCAACUACCAACAAGACUACUGGAAAACUUGUCAAACAAGGGUCUCAGACGUCUGAUCUACCAAAAGAAGAAUAUAUUCAUGUUAGGGCUCGAAGAGGCCAAGCAACAAAUAGCCAUAGUCUUGCAGAAAGAGUCAGAAGGGAGAAGAUCAGUGAGAGGAUGAAGUUUCUUCAAGAUCUUGUACCUGGAUGUAGCAAGGUAACUGGGAAGGCAGUGAUGCUGGACGAAAUCAUUAACUAUGUACAGUCAUUGCAACGGCAGGUUGAGUUUUUGUCAAUGAAACUUGCAACAGUGAAUCCACGAUUGGAUUUAAACAUUGAAAGCCUCCUGGAAAAAGAUAUCCUUCAGUCACGAGUUGGACCUUCAUCUUCGAUGGGAUUUUCUCCGGAUAUGCAUAUUGCCUAUCCUCCACUUCAUCCAUCUCAGUCGGGACUUAUUCAAGCAGGCCUUCCUGGGAUGGGGAGCUCUUCUGAUUUGCUUCGAAGGGCCAUGGGUUCCCAAAUGGCACCUAUGACUGGAGGAUUCAAGGAGCCUUCCCAGCUACCAAAUGUGUGGGAGGAUGAGCUCCAGAAUGUUUUCCAAAUGAGCUAUGGAACUGGAACUCCCUCCAAUAGCCAAGAUGUCGAUGUGCUAAAUUUGCAGGAUCUGGGACACCAGGCCAAAUGAAAGUUGAACUUUGACUAUACGAUUUCUAUUUGACACAACACUCAUACGGCCCGCAUAUAUGCACAUUACUACCUUGAUGAAAUAACAAUCAUCAUGAUAUUCCUUCUUCGUAUCACCAAGGAUGAUUAAGAUACCCUCUCAACAUUUACCGCAGGCUCUACCAGUUAAAUUUGACGCCUCUGGCUGAGAAAUGUAAUGCAGAAGCAGAUGACAUGCUGAACAAUGCUUCCUAUGCGGAGAGGUGAAAUUUUUUGAUCGGUGGAGCGGUAUUGUUGCUCUCUGGUUCAACUGACUUUUGUGGAUCAAUGAUGUAUAGAGAUUGAGAGACUAAUGGGGUCCUUGUUUCUUGGGGAUAAGAAUCUUGGUGAUGCUUUUGUUCAGUUUAGAAUUUAGAGUAAGAAGCUGUUUGUGUCGAUUAAUUCUGUAUCACCAAAUGUAAUGUAAUCUUCUCUUGUCAGCAAGUUUGCUUUUGGGUCUUGCCUCUAAUUAUGAUCAAGGUGAGGCUGUACAUUUCUUCCCCACACCCGUCAUAACUGCUAAUAAAUAAUCAUGGUUCACAGACCUGGGUUAGCGUCUGUUAAUUUCACCACAA
Molecule: messenger RNA, 3169 nt
Organism: Rosa rugosa (rugosa rose)
Lineage: Eukaryota; Viridiplantae; Streptophyta; Magnoliopsida; Rosales; Rosaceae
Product: transcription factor bHLH49
Exons: 8
Coding region: 931-2577 (548 amino acids)
Biological process (GO): regulation of DNA-templated transcription
Cellular component (GO): nucleus
Molecular function (GO): protein dimerization activity; DNA-binding transcription factor activity
Source: RefSeq, a predicted model, not a curated record